AUGGCGAAGAAAGAGGAGCUCACCGGGCGAUUCUCCAGCUGGGCGUCGCACGCCGUCGCACAGUCGCAGCUGGGCAUCGCACUCCUGCUUCUGCCGCUGCUCGCGUGCGUCGUCCUAUGGGGCUCCUUCCGCGCGCGUGCGCCGAUCGCAGGGGGCUGGGGGGAAGACGCUCAAACGGGUUCCCAAGCGGACCAAUGGAGCGUGAGCGUCUUUGCAAGGGGAGCGGGAAACGAGAGCGAAUCUCUGGAAGCGGCGGGGAUUGCGGGCGUGAACAGGCGAUGGGGGCCUGUUGGCAGCGAGAUGGGCGCGGGAGAAGCGCGGAAAGUUGCUGUCGAGGCGACUCGAGAGACAUCGCGAGAGGGGGAGGCGCGAGAGUCGACGGCAAGUUUGAAGGCCAUUGACGGACAGGCGGAGGGCGUUGACGGAGGGGAAGAGGCGGAGGGCGAGGGGAUAGUUGGGAGUGUAGAGGGAGGAGGGGUGAAGGAGAGAGGCGAGGGACAAGGAAAGGGGAGAGAGUCUGCUGGGGACGCCGCGAGAGGCGGGGAAGACAGUGGUUCGGGUGGUGGGGGAGAGGGAAUAGGGGCGAGGGGUGGAGAAGGGGGAGGGAAGGAGGAAAGGAGCAGCAUAGGUGGGGUGAAAGGCGGGGAAUUGGAGGGAGGUUCGGCCGAAGGCUCGGAGGGAGGUUCGGAGGAAGGAGGGCAAGAAGGAGAGGAUUUGUUGGUUGGGUGUGAAGAGAUGAUGAAUGAAGGUUUGAGUGAUAGUAGCGGGGGCGAGGAGGGGGGAGAGGAAGGGGGAGAUAAGGGGGGAGAUAAGGAGAAGGAUGAGAGGGGAGAGGAGGGGGGAGAGGGGGGACGAGAGGACGGGGGAGGGAAGGAGAUGGAUGGGAGGGGAGAGGGGGAGGGAGAAAAAGGGGGAGAGGAGGAGGGAGGGCAAGAAGGAGAGGACUUGUUGGUUGGGUGUGAAGAGAUGAUGAAUGAAGGCCUGAGUGAUAGUAGCGGGGGCGAGGAGGGGGGAGAGGGAGGAGAGAAGGAGAGUGGGGAGGGUGGGGGGGAGGAGAGACCAGGUGACGGGAACAUAAGAGAGGCAGGCGGUCGAAAGGGGAGUGCAGGAGGAGCGGACGCGGGAGGAGUGCGGGUGGGCAGCAAUGCAAGGGACAAGAGAAGCGGAGGUAGGGAUGAGAGCAACAGUGGUGGGGGCAGCAGUGGUGGCAGCAGUGGUGACAGUAGUGGUGGCGCCAAGGGUGUCGUUUACGGGAGUGAGAUUGGUGGGGCGCGCAAUGGGGACGGUGGUGGGGACGCCAAGGGUGAUUCUAACGGGGGGAAUGGGAGGGCUGUUGGAGGGGUGGCCACAGCAGGUGGUGCGAGGAAGAAGGGAGGAGGGCGCAAGGAGAAGAUUCAACUGGAUGAUCCUGGUCCCUCUCACCCGCUACCGGGGCGCAUGGGUCCCCGACCCCAGCCCUCCUCUGUUCACAAGCAACACAUGCUCAACACUUCCCAUUCCCCUCCCCCCUUUCCCAUUGCAGUCCCUCUCACCUGCUAUCGGGUGCCUCUCGCCUGCGACCUCUACCGUGGCUCGUGGGUCCCGGACACCAGCCCGCCACUCUACACCAACGCCACGUGUCCCAACAUUACUCGCCACCAGAACUGCCAGGGCAACGGGCGCCCGGACAGCCAGUACGAGCGCUGGCAGUGGCGGCCGGAGGGGGCGGCGUGUGCGCUGCCGCGCUUCGAUGCAGAGGAGUUCAUGAGGGUUAUGCGCGGUAGAGGAGUGCUCUUUGUGGGGGACAGCGUGGCUCGGAACCAUUUUGAGUCGCUUGUGUGCCUUCUAAGUCAGGUGGAGAAUCCAGAGUUUCAUGGCGGCAAGUCAAUGCUUCGCCUCGUCUUCCGCUCCUCUAAAGUCACACUCGCUAGAGUCAACUCAGCAUGGCUUGUAGAGGAAGGCAACGACACCGUACCUGACUGCCCCGACUCCAUUCCUCGCCUGCACCUCGACCGAACCAGCCCCAAGUGGUUCGGCGAGAUCGGCAGGUUCGAUGUUGUCAUGUUCAGUUCGGCACAUUGGUUCGUGAAGCCUUCAAUUUACAUGGAGAAAGGGGAGGUGAUUGGGUCGCAAGGGGGGUGGUGGAAGCGGGAUGAGCCGGCAAGAGUUGACAACAAGGGCGCGUUCGCGAUUGCGAUUCGCACUGUGUUUCGGGACGUGGUGAAAGAGCUUGGGAAGAAUCCGAACCGAGUGUUCAUCUACCGAACCUUCUCCCCGGACCACUACGAAAAGGGCGAGUGGAACACAGGAGGUUCGUGCGCGGGCCUUACCGAACCUAGAGGCGGCAACUACACCUACAGCAACACAUUCGGGCUUAACCUAUACACGAAGCAGCUGGAAGCUUAUAACGAGGUCAUAGAGGCCGCUAUUGAAGCAGGCGCGAGUGUAGACCCGUUACGAUUCACCCUCAUGGAUGUGAUGCCGAGUGCUGGCAUGAGGGUGGACGGGCAUCCAGGGCCAUACAGAGGGUUGAAUGCAGCGGAAGAGCUGGCCAAGUACAAGGAUUCCAAGUUCCCUCCUCCUCAGGACUGCCUGCACUGGUGCUUGCCCGGGCCGAUAGACUCGUGGAAUGUGUUUCUGCUGCAGAUUGUGAAGCGGGGGUUUGCCUCGAGUCAGGGGCAGGGUGGGUAG
Messenger RNA from Closterium sp. NIES-65, 2670 nucleotides. The record is from the annotation of a GenBank genome assembly. NCBI's taxonomy places the organism in Eukaryota, Viridiplantae, Streptophyta, Zygnematophyceae, Desmidiales, Closteriaceae.